AUGAAAAUUUUAGUAUUCAUAUUCAUCGUAUUUAUAAUAACACCAUUGGAUGCAGGUUGUUGUAAAAAGCGCAUAAGUCCAUGUCCAAAUGGCGAAACUCCACUUGAAGGUUAUUUUUGUGGUCGUGGCCCUACGCGACAAGAUUGUCCAUCAACUCAUGAAUGUAUUAUUGCACCCGAUGAUUCUUAUGCUGUUUGUUGUCCUCUUUCUCAAACAGUUACACCAACAACUACGUAA
This is a messenger RNA of Rotaria sp. Silwood1, 237 nucleotides long. Lineage: Eukaryota; Metazoa; Rotifera; Eurotatoria; Philodinida; Philodinidae. The record is from the annotation of a GenBank genome assembly.